Gymnodraco acuticeps is the source of this 7118-nucleotide messenger RNA. RefSeq names its product zinc finger, FYVE domain containing 16 (gene zfyve16). Gene Ontology annotation, biological process: endosomal transport. Lineage: Eukaryota; Metazoa; Chordata; Actinopteri; Perciformes; Bathydraconidae. The record is from RefSeq and is a predicted model, not a curated record. Gene Ontology annotation, molecular function: metal ion binding. Gene Ontology annotation, cellular component: early endosome membrane.
GUCUGUUCAAGAUGGCCGCUUGAGUGGAGAAUUUACACAUCUCCAAUAAAACUAAUCCAACAGCUAGCUUUCCACACAACUUUAUUUUCUCUAACUGAUAAUGGGACAACGAUACGGGCGACGUGUGUUCCUAUUUUAAAACGAAAUGUGAGAAUAAUUGUUGAGGACGACGUCGGAGUUAUGGAGUAAAAACAGUGCUGGAAUUGGAGGGGGUUGAAGGCCCUUUGAUUUAGCCCAGCAUGGACAGCUUCUUCAAGGCGGCUGUAUGUGAUCUAGACAAACUGCUUGAUGACUUUGAGCUCAACACUGAGGAACAUGAAUGCAAGUCUGUUUUCCUGAAGCCUUCUGUGUACCCCUUCUCCUCACUGGGCUCUCAGUGUUUAUCCUCCGAGGCGUCCACUGUCCCUCCAAACCUCCCCGACCUUAACUCUCUUCAUUAUGGUUCUGCCACCAGCUGUCCUGACCGCCCCAGCAGUCAGAACCGCAGUGCUGAUGACAGGGAGGUAAAAGGUCAGCCUCUCACAGGGGUGGACCUCCUUUCCUCUGUGGAUUGCAGGCCGCCUAAAAGCUCCGCACCUCCCUGCCCGGACAGAGCUCUGAAGCCAGUGUGUGACCUUGUGAACGACACAAGCUCAGCCAUCCCGGUCAGGGCCAACAGCCACGAUGCUUUCAGUGAGCUGGACAUGGUGGAAAAGCAAAUGGAGGAAGAGGAGACGCUGCUUGUAGACUUUGAAAGCCCUGUGGUGAAUGUACAUAAAGAGGAUCAAGGACAUUCAAGCCUAAGUGCAGAGUGUUCAGACACAUCGGAAGCAAAACAAGCCUCUGGAGGGAUGGAAGAGCUGGGUUUGGAUUCCCAGGAGCAGCAGAGCGGUGGAUACUCAGCCUCGCUCAGCCUGCUGGAUGUCAUUCUUCCUGCUGCAGUCGAGAGGAGCUGUGAGUCCACGGAGGAUUCUCCAAGGCCCACUGAGUCAGCAGAGAAAGAGGAGAGGCAUGGUGAGGAGGAGCCGUGCACAAACCAAGCCGUGGAUAACUCCUUAGACCAUUGUGAACCGGAGCCCACUCUGCCUGGUGAUUGCAUUCAAGAACCAACAACAACCUCAGUGAAUGAAGAGGAAGCCUCACAAGAAGACUUGGGUGAAAACGAGUCCUCUGUCGAUGUAAAUUCAGAAGAAAUUGAACCGGGGAGCUUAUCAUGCCUGCCUUUAGCUGUGUCCAUGUGUGGAGCUCUCGUGAACAUCAGCACUGAAGAAGAUGAGUCGGGGGAAGCUGCAGAGCUGUGUGAGGAGGCAGCGAUCACCUCUGAAAGCACCGAGGCAGACUCCCAGUCAGCCUUGGAGGCCAGAGAGAACCGGUCACGUUUAGAAGAAGCUGUUAACUCGCCUGUGUUCGUGCAGGUUUCAGAGGGCCGGGUGUCGCCAGAGGGGCAGCAUCUCGCUCCUGAACCUGCUCCUCCUGCUGUCCCCUCUGCAGACCUCGCCUCCUACGAUCUCCCAGAACCCAGCCCAGUGGAUCCUCCAGAGUUUGGCUUUGAAUACCUGCCUGAGAGCGACCAGGCCGAGCUGCUGGUUACAGACGAGGAGUUGGAUGCUUUCCUGCAGGCGCACGCUGAAGCAGAGCAGGGUGGAGGCGUCUCUUACUGCGGCAGCUCUGGAGAUUACUCUCACCCUGAGAGUCUCUCAGGGUCAAACGGAGAUCUGGAGGGCAGGCUGGUGGGAGAGGAGCUGAGGAGCUGUAGUCGAGGGAGACGGGAUGAUUUAGAGGGUCUGGCUUCUCCAGAGAGCGACAGAACAAUGUAUGUGUCUGCAGAGGAAAGUUUGAACCCCAGUGCUCCAUCACAGGACUCAAACAGACCUUGCCAAGAAGAACCAGAACUCUCCUCCGGAUUAAGCCUAUCUUUGACCAGCAACACUUUCCAGUCCCAGCACAGCAGUAGCCCCGAUCAGCAGCCCUCCUAUGGAGGUGCGAGACCUAAACAGCUACACUGCCAAACUGCUAGAUCUCCACCAGCAGGGGAAGAAGGAGAGGAGCAUUCUCAGACACUCACUGGUUCUACAACAGAUCUGAAUGCAGCAGAGGAUGAAGACAGCUCACCAACCAGUCUUACAGAGGAGCAUUGCAACAUCAGGGAUCUGAGCCCUAUGUGUGCCUCCCAGGAGCAUCAGGAGUACAGUAUGGGGUAUGAGGAACUCUCAGAGCCCCCUCCGUACCCCGGGGAGUCGCCCACUGAAGGGGCCAGGGCGGUGAACUGGAAGAGAGAGGGGGGGGAGGAGCUGGGCAGCAGACAGCCGGCCUGGGUGCCAGACUCUGAAGCUCCCAACUGUAUGAACUGCUACCAGAGGUUCACCUUCACCAAGAGGCGGCAUCACUGUCGAGCCUGUGGGAAGGUUUACUGUGCGGUGUGCUGCAACAGGAAGUGCAAGCUGAAGUACCUGGAGAAGGAGGCGCGCGUGUGUGUCGUCUGCUUUGAUACCAUACACAGAGCCCAGGCGCUGGAGCGGAUGAUGAGUCCUGCUGGUCCCAGUCCGAACCCCAACGUCCCAUCUGAGUACUGCAGCACCAUCCCCCCCCUGCAGCAGGCUCGAGCCGCCGGCACUCUGAACUCCCCUCCACCGACCGUCAUGGUGCCUGUGUCCGUUCUCAAAAACCCAAACAACGACAGUUGUCCUCGUGAACAGAAGCGUGUGUGGUUCGCUGAUGGCAUCUUGCCCAACGGAGAGGUGGCAGACACCACAAAGCUGUCGGUGACGAGCCGCAGGAGCUCGCAGGAGUUCAGUCCGUCCUCUCCGGACCAAACUACACCCGGGUCAGAGGUCGGAGUCGGUGGACCCUGCUCCCCCGAAGCCUCCGGUGCUGUGGAGGUGUUCCGACCCCCGGUGUCCGGGCCCUGGGACUACGCCCUGCUCUCUGGAAUUGGUUCCUGCGUGCAGAGGGUUCCCAGUCUGCUGCCGGAUAAUGAGGAUGAGCUCCCUCCUCUGCUCAUCUCCACCGGAGAGGAUGAAGCGGGAGAUGCUUUGGUUGAGGAAAGUCCUGCCCCCUGCCAGAUUCGGCACUUAUUAGAGGAGGGAGGACCCCGACCUCUGACCUUUGUUCUGAACGCCAACCUGCUGGUCAAUGUCAAACUGGUUACCUACUCCGGGCGGCAGUGCUGGUGUUUCGGCUCUAACGGGAUGCAGGCUCUGGGACAGAGGGAGUUGGUGUUUUUGUUGGAGUGUUUGCCCGAGGAAAAAUCCCUUCCAAAAGACCUUUUCACACUCUAUCUCAACAUUUACCAAGAAGCCCAAAAAGGGAAGUUCUUGGAGGAGCUGGAUAAUGUGACGUUCACCAGCAGUUUCCUGGGCAGCAAGGACCACGCUGGGAUGCUGUUCUUCGCCCCCACCUGUCAGCCUCUCGAUGACCUCACUCUCCCGCUGCAGCCCUUCCUGUUCGGCCUGCUGGUGCAGAAGCUGGAGGUUCCCUGGGCCAAAGUCUUUCCUCUCAGGCUGCUACUGCGGCUUGGAGCUGAAUACAAUGUGUAUCCCACUACAUUGACAAGUGUCCGUUUUCGGGACUCUGUGUAUCGAGAGACGGGACACACCAUAAUGAAUUUACUGGCUGACCUGAGGAACUACCAGUACAGUCUGUCGGUGGUGGAGGGCCUGAGGAUCCACAUGGAGAUGGGCCACAGCUACAUCGAGAUCCCCAAAAACAGCUUCAAUGAGAUGCAGAAGGUGGUGAAUGCAUCCAACGAGCACGUGAUCAGUAUCGGAGCCAGGUUCAGCUCGGAGGCCGACUCUCACCUGGUGUGUUUCCAGAACGAGGAAGGGAACUAUCAGACGCAGGCCAACAGCAAGCCUGGCAAGACCCGCACAGUGACUGGAGCCAGUUUUGUUGUGUUUAACGGAGCACUGAAAGCCUCCUCUGGAUUUAUUGCCAAGUCCAGCAUAGUUGAAGAUGGGUUGAUGGUGCAAAUCCCCCCAGAGACCAUGGAGUCCCUGCGCACCGCCCUGAGGGACCAGACAGACUUCCAGAUUCCCUGCGGCAGGAACGAUGGAGGAGAGGUCCGAGAAAUCGUCACUGUCCGCUGGGUCGACCUGAGUUCACCCGUCAACAGAGGCAUUACCAGCGGGGUGGAUGGCAGACCUCUGGAUGGGGUCCGCAGUGUGAGGGUGCAGCAGGACACUGAGUUUGAGUCUGACGGACGCACCAUCAGUUGCACAGAGGUGUUCUUCCAGCUCAAGACCCCGGACAGCAGCUUCUCGUCGGUGCUGUCGUCCUGCAGCGUGUUCCAGAAGGAGAUGGCUCUGGCCGCCUGCAGCGCUCUGACGCCUCACCUCGCGGUGCUCUCCUCCAGCGGCAUCAACUCACUCACUCUGCGCAUCUCUACACAGGCUGAUAUGGUGGAGUACCAGGCGGGCUGCGGGGGCCGGCUCCUCCCUCAGCGCUACAUGAACGAGCUGGACAGCGCUCUGAUCCCCGUCAUCCAUGGCGGGAGCGCCAGUGUCCCCCAGACUGCCAUGGACAUGGAGUUCAUCUUCUACAUCACACACACCAUCUAAUGCACAUGCAGACACACGAAAACAAGUAUUGGAGAUGGCUGAGCACAGAGAGAAGCUGUAGAUGUUGGCGGGACAUGCCAUGCAACAUGUUUGCACAGUUUGGACAUGCAGCCAGUCGCAGCGGCACAAAACUCUCCCUCCCCCCCCCUGAGGUUGGGAGUGUACUUUCGGAGGGCUGUAAACUGAUGUUCUGUUAUCGAAGUGUUUUCCGUGCUCACCAAAGCUGCUUUAAAACAAGACCCUAACACUAAACAAGGAUUACGCAACAUGACCAAAUACAACCAAGCUCUUCAGCCCGUUUCUUCUGCUCUGCCUUCCAGGCUCCCUGCUGCCUCCGUCAGCUCGGAGCUCCUCAGUGAAUGUUUCCCACAGGCGCUCUAUCGACAUGUCUCUCAUUUGGAUGUAUUUAUUAUAUUUUAUGGGCUUAUUGAAUGAAAUGAUGGUAUUAAAGCAAGGGAUAUUACUGACUGUAGUUUUCAGUACUUCGGAGGCGAUACGUGUGAUCAGGUGCUCGCCCCGCUCUUAAAAACCGCAGGGAUAGAAAUAAAUCGCAUCUCAUUUCCUCUCAAGGUACUAUGCUCUCAUCUCAUAUGCUGGGGUAAGAUGACUGCACAGGAACACUCCGGGCCUCAUGCAGGAAAUAUUUGGGUCCUAAACUUCUGACAUUUUAUUAGUAAAGUUUUCCUUCCACCAUUGUUUCAGUUAACUAUUACCAAACUCAUUUAAAAGUGAUAAAUGAAACAAAAUGUGGUGAUAAGCAUAAUCAAGGCCACCAAAAUCGACUGAAGGACAUGGAGGUGGACGAGAACAUUUGACAGUGUUGUAACAUGUUCAGGUGCUGUAACAGGAAUGAAAAAUAGUCAUCGUAAAUUUGCAGCCAUACAUGAUGGUGAUAUGUUGAUAAGAAUAUUAACUUACAAAGGAGCUUAUUUUGUGUUUAGGUAACGUAUUUAAAUUCCUCCAUAAUCGCGAUUUUUAAGUCAAAACAAAUGUUUUCUCCUGCUAAACAUGUAUUGUUCAACAGAUCCUGACUAUAAAAUGAGUUAUUGAUCUGAAGAAAUUAAGUGGAUUUCCGGAUCCUUCCACGAGGCCGGCUGUGUGUCAGUAACAGGUUGUGUGUCCGGAUCAGCUCAUCUCCACAGGAGGAUACAUGUGGCUUUAUAAUCCAAGAGGUGAUCAGCCAUCUAGAACUGCCUCUCCAUGCUAAGAGUGAAUGUGGCCGGUGUGUUGGAGCAUCCUGUCAUGGAUCAAACUCAAGUUCAUUUAAAACAUUAGCAUUACGUUUUGCUUUUCUUAUUUUCUGCUUCAGCUAACAAUUUCUAGACAUGUUUACUUCUGAUGGAGCAUGUGUUACUUUAUGAGCAGCAUAGCGUCCUCUUUCACGGCUGAAAUACCAAUGAUUUCUUUACUUCAAGAUAUUUGAUGAUGUCUCCUUCAGGGUUUGAGUUAAAUGAUCAGAUUUUGCACACCUGAUGAGAACUUUACACCACAUUAUAUGGCUCUGUAAGCAUUUUGAAGUCAUCUCACACUUUUUUGCAUUUUUUAAAUUAAGCAAUUCUACAUGUACAGGCUUUUGUGAACACUUUUAAAUGAAAAGAUCACCUAGAAAUAUCGUUAUUGGCUUUCUUGCUAAGAGAGGAGAUUAGUCGAUCUGUUAGUGAAAUAUAAAGAAACUCGGUCUGUAGCUUCUUAUCUAGAGCACCUGAGUGAUAUCUUUUAACUCGGCAAAGAAUAAGUACGUUGAUUUCCGGAAAUUAUUUAACAAAUGCUCAGAGAUCUCUUGUGUGUGUCCUGAGGGCAGUAGAAGUUCUCUCGUGUUUUGUAUGGAGCAGGAACUCAAAGUGUUUUAUCAAAAUAUCCAAAGCAGGCUAUAUAUAUUUUGUAUUUAUUUCAUGUAUUUCCCAUUAGCUUUAAGGCUAACCGUUAAAACACUGUCACAUGUAGGUUUUUAAUCAGUCAAUAACAACAGGGAUAACGUCGCCCUUUUUGCUUCACCAGCUUGUCUUUAUCGCCAAAUGUAAAGCUUGUUUCAAAUGCCAGUAUCCUCGUACGAGUGAUGUGCUUAAAGGCAGGGCUUAUGAUAAAAGUAUUAUCUUUAAAUUCAGAAUGAAAGAGCGCACACAGGUUUUAUUCCUGUGAAAUGCAUCCUGGUUAGCACGCACUGUUUAAAGGAGCUUUGCAGAAUUCAAGUCUCAGUUUUUUCAUCUCGUCCCAGAAGCCCCCUUUUCACUUUUUGUCUAAAUGUAUAAAAGAAAAACUGUAAGCGUAGAGAUUUCUUUUGGUGUUUUCUUGUUAAAACAAUGAAGAGUUAUUUUUGGAAUCAUUGGUACAAAAGUAAAAAUAAAACAGAAAGAGUUUAUAUUUUUGAUAGGACAAUAGGCUACAUUCAUUUUGAAGUUUGUGUAGCAUCCUUGAAGCACUGAGAGAAAUUUAAAAAAAAACACUAGACAGUUAAUCACAGAAAUAAAGAAAAAAUAUAUAUAAUUUUAUUAUAAGGUGGAAAAUGUGUAAUCCCUAAAUGCAAUGCAUAAAGAAUGUACAGUAAAGGUGUACACAUCUAAAUAAAAGCAGCUUUACACCAGC